AAAAUAGGAAGUAGCAUGCGGCUAAUAUGGCUAGCCCUCGCAUGAAGCUAAAUUAACCUUAGCUGCUUAUUCCGCUGCAGUGGAGGAUUAAAGGCGUGUGAAAUGCUGGUCUGUGCUCUGGUCUGCGGUGCUGUAGUGUUCCCUGGACUUUUCAUUAGUUUUAAGGCGGUUUUGAGGAGACUGUUCCCGAAAUGGACCGACGCAGACGUGGUUUGUGUCAGCGAGAGAUUGGUGUCUGCUGUCCAUGGAUCUCUGGCCACAGCUGCAGGGUCUAUUGUUGUUCUGUCCUGCAAAGAUGUUAUGAACGACAACCACUGGUUGGUCAAUGCUUUUGUAGUCUUUGGAGUUCCUUACAUGACCUUUGACCUCUAUGCCAUGUACCUGAGCCACUUCCACUCACAGAAGAGCAGGGGUCAUAUCAAAGAUCACUCCCUUCAAACCGUCAGUGCUUUUCUUCACAAAGACUGGAUGUUGGUUCUACAUCACGUGGCGUUGCUGUCUAUUUUCUUUCCUAUAACUGUGUUUUUCAGGAGAGGACUGGGUGACUUUUUCAUCGGCUGCUUUUUCAUCACAGAGUUCAGCAGUCCAUUUAUCUCCAUUGGGAAAAUACUCAUCCAGCUUGGCCUGGAUGACACCAAUCUGCACCGUCUCAAUGGACUCGCUGUUCUUCUGACGUUCUUCACCUGUCGGAUCCUCAUAUUUCCCUUCAUGUAUUGGACCUACGGACAGCAGUUUGGGAUUCCUCUGUACAAAGUGCCUUUUCAUUUACCGCUGCACUGUAACCUGGGAAAUCUAAUCAUCCUGCCUCCCCAGAUUUACUGGUUUAUCCUCCUGAUGAAGAAAGCAAAGAGACUGUAUCUACGGCAAAAGAAAUUGACAGAGAAGGAUGAAAAAGAGAAACAAAGGACAGACUAAGAACACUUGGACUUUUAAACAUUUUUGCAUUAUAUUAUGUAGUUUGAGUCAUGCUGAUGGGAAAUGUUUUUAUUUUACAAUUCUGUUGUAUAAGCCUUUUAACUCUGCACUGCUGUUUAGUGGUUACCCUUACAAUAUGAAUACAUAUUGUAAAAUAAGAAUUAGUAAUGUUUUACAAAAGAAUACUUCAUAUAAAAACAUUUGACUCAAAUAUCAGUCUGUAAUCUGAACUAUUUUGUGUUUUUAACCUUAAAUAUGAACACAUUUCACAGUGCUGUAUGCAUUGUGAUCAUGUCUUAUAAUUAUGGGGUCUUAGUGUCCUGUAGUUUGACAAAACAACCACUGUGCAUGCCUAGAAGUUCAGAUACAACACUAGUAAAAUGUUUGCAGUAGCCCUGCA
Boleophthalmus pectinirostris (great blue-spotted mudskipper) is the source of this 1315-nucleotide messenger RNA. RefSeq names its product ceramide synthase-like. The transcript is spliced from 5 exons. The coding region runs from base 103 to 915 and encodes 270 amino acids. Gene Ontology annotation, biological process: lipid homeostasis. The record is from RefSeq and is a predicted model, not a curated record. Lineage: Eukaryota; Metazoa; Chordata; Actinopteri; Gobiiformes; Gobiidae. Gene Ontology annotation, cellular component: membrane; endoplasmic reticulum.